Micropterus dolomieu (smallmouth bass) is the source of this 1122-nucleotide messenger RNA. RefSeq lists its product as uncharacterized. Bases 142 to 942 code for a protein of 266 amino acids. The record is from RefSeq and is a predicted model, not a curated record. Lineage: Eukaryota; Metazoa; Chordata; Actinopteri; Centrarchiformes; Centrarchidae. The transcript is spliced from 3 exons.
UUUAGAGGCUCCGGUGAAGUCAGGUUCUUUGGGAAUCUGUUCAGUGCAGCAGCAGAGAGAGAACAACAGACAGGAGAGAAGAUACUGGAGCUGUUAUCAUCAGUGUGCAGAUAUCAAACAUUCCCUAUUAAAGAGAGAGCAAUGACUGUUGAUAAACACGAAUGUCAGAGUGAUUUCCUGCUGGAUCUGUGCUCCCACCUGAAGGACUAUGAGACUAAAAAAGGCUUGAGGGUCCUUCCAUCAUUACAGUCAGUUUUCCAGUCAGCUCCUGCAGUCUGGUUCAUAAACCUCUCAGAGGGAAAGACCUCCAUCCUCCUGGAAGUGCUGAAACUCCAACCAGAGAAGAAACCAGUGAAGCUGACAGGCUGCUCAGAUGAAGAGAGUGAAGUGAGGAGUUUCCUACAGUGUCUGCCUUAUAUCUCACAGCUCAGUUUCUCUUUCUGGUUUAGAGGCUCCGGUGAAGUCAAGUUCUUUGGGAAUCUGUUCAGUGCAGCAGCAGAGAGAGAACAGCAGACAGGAGAGAAGAUAUUGGAGCUGUUAUCAUCAGUGUGCAGAUAUCAAUCAUUCCCUCUUAAAGACAGAUACAUGGAUGAUGAUAAGAACAAAUAUCGUUGUAGUUUUCUGCUGGAUCUGUACUCCCACCUGAAGGACUAUGAGACUAAAACAGGCUUGAGGGUCCUUCCAUCAUUACAGUCAGUUUUCCAGUCAGCUCCUGCAGUCUGGUCCAUAAACCUCUCAGAGAGAAAGACCUCCAUCCUCCUGGAAGUGCUGAAACUCCAAACAGAGAAGAAACCAGUGGAGCUGACAGGCUGCUCAGAUGAAGAGAGUGAAGUGAGGAGUUUCCUACAGUGUCUGCCUUAUAUCUCACAGCUCAGAGUUCUGUGCAGAUCAACCCCCCCUAGCAACGCUCCCACGGAGUCCUGCUCAUCUCCCAUGAGCUGAUACGUGUUUCCUCCAUCGAGCACCAAGUUUGUUCCUUUGAGGCUGUUUUCAUCAGUCAUCUAUGGACUCAGUAAAAAGGAAACAGAGACUCAGCUAUAAUGAUGUGAUCCAACAAGCUCCAGCAAUGUCAGCAACAGAGACCAUCACCAUUGUGUUGAUGAUGAGGAGUUCAGUUCUUCU